CGUGUGUUCAAAGGUGAAGUGAUUUUUGAGUUUAGUAAAUGACUGCAGCAAGAAAUACAGCGGGGCUCUCUCUGACCGUGAGCGUUGGCCUAUGGGAGGCAAUGGAAGGAGAGGCUAGUCGCAUCCCGAUUUCACUCAUUUUGUUAUUAUUACGAGGAAUCUAAAUGCAAGAAACCGACAACGAUUUGUGAGUUCCGAACUUGACCCGACAAUGGAAGUCGCUCUCUGCAGCAGUUACAACUCACCCCUGGGAGUCAGCUACGUAGAGACAGCGAGUACCUGCAGAAAAACAUCAGUCAGCACCGCCAGGGUACCUACAACUACGUGUGGCUUGAAAGCAACACCUCUGUUUUUGGGAUGCAUAUAAGAGAAAGCGUGAAGAAAAAAACACUGACUACGUAUGUAUAUAUUUCGUGUAACAACUGUGGAAUUCCUCUACUGUUCUAGGGGUAAGGGAUAUUCAACCACGUAGUUAAAAAUCUCCUGAGAUUGAGACAUUCAUUGAGACGCAGAGCACAUACAUUGCCGAAUUUAUCACUGAAGGAGGCAUGUUCAAAAUCACAAAUUCCCCUUGCAACAAAAACCUUAUUGCCGUUAUGGAUCGCAUAGAAUAAACGUCGAAGUAUCUGUGAUAUCGUACCCACAAAGCAGCACCAACUAACCUGAGCUGAGUGAUAUUCCGCAAACCGCGUCUUUCGCUGUCCGUGGUCCUGAAAAAAGUACUGAUUUUGGGGUUAUCCGAGGAAAAAGGAUUGCAUGGUUUGGGCGAUUAUGAAAAUCUUGUGGUUUUCUUGUGACUCUGGAAUCUGAAAGAAGCAAUAGAAGAAUUGCUCACCUUGGAGGUCCAAAAUCAUUCAAGGAAUUGGAAUUCUACUCUAUCGGUGCUCCCGGAGCUGUAGAUAGCCCGAAUGAGACCGGCAAAAAUGUACCGAAUAAACGCUCUCGGGAUUUAUCUGUGGGAAACAAUAGUCUUUUUCAGCUUGGCAGCCUCUAAAGAAGCUGCGGCUCGAAAAGCUGCCACCCCAAUGCCCCCCUCGGAGUUCUUGGACAAACUCAUGGGCAAAGUUUCGGGUUACGAUGCAAGAAUCAGACCUAAUUUUAAAGUUGCAGGGGUCCCCCCGGGUGGAAGAGACCCACAAGGCCCCAAAACAGAAGCUUCUCACAAGAAAGGUCCCCCUGUAAACGUAACAUGCAACAUUUUUAUUAACAGUUUCGGAUCCAUUGCUGAAACAACGAUGGACUACAGAGUGAAUAUCUUCCUGAGGCAACAGUGGAAUGACCCCAGGCUAGCCUACAGUGAAUACCCCGACGAUUCUCUCGACCUGGAUCCGUCUAUGUUGGAUUCCAUCUGGAAACCUGAUUUGUUCUUCGCCAACGAAAAAGGUGCCAAUUUCCACGAGGUUACUACCGACAACAAGCUACUAAGGAUUUCUAAAAAUGGGAAUGUGUUGUAUAGUAUUCGAAUAACAUUGGUUCUGGCCUGUCCUAUGGACUUGAAGAACUUUCCCAUGGACGUCCAGACCUGCAUAAUGCAAUUGGAGAGUUUCGGCUACACGAUGAACGAUCUCAUAUUCGAGUGGGACGAGAAGGGAGCCGUGCAGGUGGCAGACGGCCUGACUUUACCUCAGUUUAUACUCAAAGAGGAAAAAGACCUUCGGUACUGCACCAAGCACUAUAACACAGGAAAGUUCACCUGUAUCGAGGCUCGUUUCCAUCUGGAGAGGCAGAUGGGCUAUUACCUGAUUCAGAUGUACAUCCCCAGCCUUCUGAUUGUCAUUUUGUCCUGGGUGUCUUUCUGGAUCAACAUGGACGCUGCACCUGCCAGAGUGGGACUGGGCAUCACCACCGUGCUCACUAUGACCACCCAGAGCUCCGGGUCUAGAGCCUCGCUCCCCAAGGUAUCUUAUGUAAAGGCCAUUGACAUCUGGAUGGCUGUUUGCCUCCUGUUUGUCUUUUCGGCCCUGCUUGAGUACGCCGCAGUCAACUUCAUUGCUCGCCAGCACAAGGAACUGCUGCGCUUCAGGAGGAGGAGACGGCACAUGAAGGAGGACGAGGGCGGUGAGGGCCGGUUCAGCUUUGCCGGCUACGGCAUGGGACCGGCCUGCCUGCAGGCCAAAGACGGCAUGGCCAUCAAAGGCAACAACAACAACGCCCCAACCGCCACAGCUGGCCCGCAGGAGAAGACCGUGGAAGAGAUGCGCAAGCUCUUCAUCGGCCGCGCGAAAAGGAUCGACACGGUCUCCCGUGUGGCUUUCCCGCUAGUCUUCCUCAUUUUUAAUAUUUUCUACUGGCUCAUAUACAAGAUCAUCCGAAGCACGGAUGUCCACCAGAUGACGUAAGCAAGGGAAGAGAGAGAGAGAGAAAGAGAGAGAGAGAGAUUAAUCGAGUUCAAUACCACGCCAUCCUGCUCUCAAAGCCAAUAUUCCUUGCUCUUCACUUGCUCACUUGCUUUCGGUGGCUUUAUAGCCUUGGCAAACAUAAUUUAUCAGUAUUAUUAUUUUCUUUCUUUCUCCCCCUGUUUUUUUCCUGAAUAAUCCGGACCAGUGCAAUAGCAAUGCAGUAAAAUGCAUGAUUUAUGAAUGUGGCAAUAUAUUUAAAAAAGAAGAAAAAAUGAUCAAGAAGUAAAAAUUAAGACUUAAAGAAAUCCAAGAACUUCAGAAUUUAUGAUAACUGGGAACUUGAAAAGAUCGAGAGAGAUGCUCUUUUUUUUUCGCAACUUGAAGGCAGAUACUGCAUUAUAACAAAGAAGUAGUUGGGUAAGGAUACUGCACUGUAACAUAGCAUAUAUCUAUCAUACAUUUAAAAACUGUUAGUUCUUCAAAAGGCCCAUGUGUCUGGAUGGAACACCCAUGGAGGGAUUUUUAAAGGACUCUAUGACAAUUCGGUGCUUCCAUGACUAAAGUGAUGCAAGGAUCAUGUGUCCUUUAUAUCUAAAUUUGCUUCAAUGUGUAUUGCAAGCACUUAUCAAUGCUUUCCCUACGACCGCAACAAAAACUGAGUUUUCAUUUGGUUGAUGCUGCUAUCAACUACAUGAAGGAAACCUGAUGAGUAGGAAAGUGAAAAUAAUAUUAUGUUGUUUAUAAAUGCUGUGGUCAACGUGUCUGUCUGUCCUGAUAUUACUUUAUUUUUUAAACUCUUGAAUAUUAUUUUAAAUGUUUGUGCCAACUAAGUAUACAUCAUGUUGCUGUAAUCAGCUCAAAACUUUUCUUGGGAACUCUUUUUGUAGAGCUCUUGGGAAUUCUGAAAGGAACAUUUGCCAUCAUUUACAUCCAAUCCAUACUAAUUCUAAGUUAAUCUACACUGGAAUUUUAUUUUUUAAAUCAUGAUUCUUCCUAAGCAUUUAAUUGAAGCUAUAAUGUUAACUUUUGUCUACAUCUUUUCAUUGGUGGUUACAUAUUGCCUAAUUACCAUAAGAUACCCAGCAGACAAUGGAGGUAAAUGUAGUGAGUGAAAAUGUAACAAGCAAAAACCUACUGUACCUUAAUUACUCCCAUUGAUACAAUAACACACAUUCAUAUUCGUAACCCAAAAAAACACCAAAACACAUUUUCAUCCUUUAUAAAAUAUGCCGAAAAUUCACUAGUUUGAUACUUCAACUGCAAAUGAAUAACAACAGCAAAUCAGUACAUUUUAUAGCUUCCACUACAACAGUAUACCAUGCAACUGGUUGAUCAAUUUAAGAUCCUGAAUUCCAUCACUUCUCACCAGGCUUUUCUAUGCAAAAAUGAACACAUGCAUUUAUUUUUUUAUAAGCUUUACCAUUCAUCAAAACAUUAUCAGGAAUUGGUUCGAACUUGGCGUCAACUUUUUAAAAUCUAAAAUCACAUAUUUGAUGGUAGAUAUACAUGCAUCCAAGUUUUUGCCUAGGCCUUCAUAUCGACAUCCCAAGCACGGUGUAAACUGUUCGCUCCUAGGUAUUACUAACACAUUUAUGUUCAGCUACCAGCUACAUGCUGGCCAAGCUGUGUGAGUAGCUUUUCAAAUUACACAUCUUAGACUUUUUCAAUCAGUCAGCCCAGCUUUGGUAUCAUUUAACCAUCUUAAAAUGUUGUCACCAAGCCCCAGAAAUUAAGUCUACGCUACCACAAAAAUGUUGGCCUGAAAUACUGUCAUGGCUGUGUGACUCAGAAACAGUGAAAAUUUGUGAAAUUUGUUUUUACCACGUCUGACAGAAUAGAAUUUUCCUUCACUUGUUUUUAUUCAAAACCAAAGAAGUGUUUUGUUAACCUAUGAUCAUUGCCUUCCUGGUUUGUUGUUGCGUAUGAUGACAUAAGAGGAAAGAUGUCAGAACCCUUUUGAAACAGAUAGUAUGCAGUGGUUCAGAAAAUUGUUAGUUGUUGUUGUAACUCAAAUCAAUCCAGUUCAUUCCAUUGAGUUUCCAGUGUGAGGAUAAUGUGCUUCCAUUUCUUUUUUGGUAAUAUGAUACUCAAUUACUAUAUAAUAUAUUUUGAUAUGAAACUUUUUCUGCUUCUUUAUCCCUGUUUUAUUCUUCUUGAAAAGUGUACUCCAUUACUUUUUUAACAGGUCAUAGAUUUUUGAAUGUGUUAUUGACAGUUUGAGGUAGUUUGAUGUUUGAGGCUUGAUGGACUUGCACAAGAGUUUUAAAAAAGGAUUUUGGUUAUCAAUUUCUUAAAUUCAUAUCUUCUGGUAUUUCAAAUGAGAAAAGAUUUAUCUAAACAUGUUUGUGUGUUUCCAAUGGACACUGAGUCUGUGGUUAAAUUAAUUCGAAGGGCUAUGUUUUGUAUUAGUGUUAUUUUAUCCUUAAAGCAUACUUAAAACGUAUUGGCCAUUUACAAAAUCAGCACAGUAUUCCUUAUUUUUGAAAAUGCAUGAUGAUUUGUUCAAAGAUAUCUCUGCAACAUAGACUACAAUAUUUCAGCACAGAUUUAUAUCAUGAAACCUUUCUCAGUUUUGAGUUCCUCAGCCAAAAAUGUCAAUUUAAUACAAUGCUAUAGUGUUGAAUAUGCAACCAACUAGGAACCAAUCAUUUACCUCCACUUCACCACCAUGCUAUUCAUUCAUCCAUUCUAUAGUCAUGGAUUGAACUCUGCCCUGACCAAGUGAAGGAUCACUUUGCUUGGGAAAAUGCUACAGAAUUUAUUGUAGCCAAUUGCUUAUUUAAGAUGCAUUAUUACUAGCGACCUGUCCAGGGGGUGUACUUGUACAUCAAGCUGCCUCAUGCUACAGAAACAGGAGAUAGGCUCCAGGGUUGGGAUCAAUUCCAAUUGAAAUUGAAAUUUAAUUCAAUUCAAGAUAGCCCUGGAAUUUGAAUUGAAUACAUGGAAAUUUACAGGCAGAAGGAAUUGAAUUGGAAUUGAAUUUAUGGAAUUUACCCUAACCCUGAUAGGCUCCUGCCCUACGGGACAAGGGGCAGGGGCUCGGACAAGGCUUACUUUGUUUAUUAUGUUAUGCAAGAUGGAAAUUACACUUGCUGCUCUGAAUAGAGAACUCCAAGAAGGUCUAGCGUAUUCUAGAACACUGACACAUUCUAGAACAAGAAUUGUAUGUUUAACUUAAUUGCUCAGCAGAUCAAUGUUCAAAGUAUGGAACUGGUUGGAAUGUCUAUAAUGAUGGGUUGAACUCCAUUGGACAAUUGGGACUUCCUACAAUUCCUACAUAUCAACCUGACCUAUCACAAUGUCAAAUAUUAUUGACAAUGAAGGAAGUUCAUAUAAUAUUUGUCAUAUAGGACAGUGUAAUAUGAUACUGGUUUGAACAUUUAAAGGUAUGAAAUUAAAUUAGCAUGUUCUGUUUUUUUGUUAGUAAUUGCUGAUAACAACAGCUGUUUGAUUCUGUUUAUUGUAUUUCUAAUACAUACAAUGCCCUGGUUAUGGUGACGCACUCACCACCCAGAGAUAGAGAUGGACAUGGAUAAAUAACCAGUCAUGAACUGAACUGUUAAAAAAAGGGAAACAAUUUUCUUUCUUUUUUCUUUUUUGCACAAGUUGGAAUGGCCUUAAUUUUGGUUUACUUGCUUAAAUAUUGUGUAUUGGCACAAAGUGCACAUGUUGAUUUGCGAAUUACAGUUAUCAUAAUAAUCCAAGAGUGCACUUCAGAGCAGGAAAAAAGUUCAGCAAAUCCUUUAUUUUUCAUUAAAAUCUGAAAACACUGAAUAUUUUGCAUGAGUAUAAAUACAAUGGCAGAUAUUUUUGGCUUGUACAAAAAUGUGAGCAAUUUGAAGAAAAAAGGAAUGUAUAAUUUCUGCUGUAAAUGUAUAUAACUAAAUAUUUAUUGAAAUAUGUCAUUAUAACUAAUUCUAAUUACAAUUAAAGGUUUUCUGAACAAAAAGCUCUACAUGUUUUUGAAACAUUUUCAAAGUUGUCGGUCUGUGUUGGACUAUUUAUUUCUGUUACCCAACUCAAGGAUCUGUGUAUAAUCAUAAAAAGUAUUAAAAAUUGCAAACAAAUCACGGAUGCAGGUUGUUGUAUUCAUUCUGCUAACUAGCAAAAAGCCCUUGAGUAGACUAACACAGUAAAUUUAUUAAAUAUAAUUAACUGAUUUCUUAUUGCUAGGUACAAUUUUAAUAAAUGUUCAGACAUAUUUCACUUCUGCUGCGAUCUGCCAAAAAAGCUAUAGGCUUGAAAGUAUUGGGAUUCACCAUUGCAUUUCGACCAUUAAAGCUAUAAACACCAAUAAAAAAUGUACACACUUACUCAACUUUGAUUGCUAAAAGAUUAUUGAUGUUAUUUGUAAUUUUUUAACUAUAACCUUAUUAAAUUGACAAAAAGGCUACGAUAGACAUCAAAGAUCUAUUUUAACCCUGGUCCACAUUCAUGGACAUUAUAGCUAGCUUUGAUUCAGUUUGUAGACAAUAGCUUUCUCUUUUUCAGGGCCCAGACAGUAGCUAGCUCUUGUUUUGUAAAUAUUUGUUAUCUCUGUUUCAGGUAAAAUACAUUUGACCUCUGGCCCAGGUCAUAGUCAUUAGCGAGGUCUGGUCAAGGUCAUAGUCUUAAAAAAAAUUUAUGACUUAAGUAGAUCUAGGCCAAUUCUGGUCCAGGGCAUAGGCAUAGACAUCACUAAAAAAACGUAAAAAUAUAAAUCUGUAAAACUUUCCAACUUCCCAUCUCUAGUGUUUGAAUGUGGAUGGAGUUACUCAUUGUGAGAGCAGUAAACAUUUUGGUAUGGUUUUUCUUCCUCACCCACACUCUUUUACAGGGGCAGUAGCACAGUGCUAUUUAUUGAUUCAGAUCUUUCACCAAAUGUCAUCAAUUUGAAUCUUUACAAGCAACUUGUUCAUAAUAGGGGCAUAGUCCUGCUGUCAUUUUUACCAAGAGAUUUGUUUAAGUGUGCUUUAAAUGAUGUAGAUCGUCGUUAAUUGUAGAUCAUCGUUUUGCCACUCAAAUAAUGUAAUUUAUUAAUACUUUAGAAAUCAUGUCUCCAUGUGACUAGACUGUGAAUUGAUCUUUGUGCAAGGCUUGACUUCUGUAAAGGUGAUAAUGAGCACAAUAUCAAUCAAUAUUAUAACUGAACCCGCGUCUGCAAUGUUUAGUUUGAGUUGGUUGUGUAUGUUUGGUUUUAUAAACCCCUAUCUGUCGUAACAUUCAAUAAUCAAUUCAAUGUAUUUAUUCAUGCAUCAGUUAUAAUUGUUUUAUUGUUCUAGAUUUUCUUCCUGCAGCCUGAUUUGUUUUAUCUGUGCGCAGUCGCUAGACACCUGUUGGUCUGACCAUGUAUCUGGACCCACUGACCCGGAGCACCACCAGUCAAUCACAGUGCAUACAUGUUUUUUAAAUAA
This is a messenger RNA of Esox lucius (northern pike), 7732 nucleotides long. RefSeq names its product glycine receptor, alpha 1 (gene glra1). NCBI's taxonomy places the organism in Eukaryota, Metazoa, Chordata, Actinopteri, Esociformes, Esocidae. Gene Ontology annotation, cellular component: neuron projection; postsynaptic membrane; synapse. Gene Ontology annotation, molecular function: glycine binding; transmitter-gated monoatomic ion channel activity; extracellularly glycine-gated chloride channel activity. The record is from RefSeq and is a predicted model, not a curated record. Gene Ontology annotation, biological process: nervous system process; chloride transmembrane transport; signal transduction. Bases 909 to 2339 code for a protein of 476 amino acids. The transcript is spliced from 11 exons.